UCGACAUAUUUUCAGCGACACUCAUCUCUGGCUACAAUUCUGCCUAUCGGCCAAAAAAUACACAACAAAACAAUCCAGAACUUGUGUUUUUUUUGACAAUAAUUAAGUGCGCCGCAAACAUGUCGGUAACAAUGCGGAUUUUCACAGCAUCGCGCAAUGGUCAGCGCAUGUUUAGCACUACUGGCGCUCGAAUGCUGGCUGCCCAGAGGGCCGAACCGAAAGACAUUGUGGAAGUGCCCAAGGGCUACGUUUAUGUCAACAACAAGGAGCUGAGCAUGGAAAUGCAGGAUAUCACAGAUCGUGCUGCAUCUACAAUGUUCUUUGGUGAGCUUUUCCGCGGCUUUGCCGUCACCUUGGCGCACAUCUUCAAGGAGCCGGCAACAAUCAAUUACCCGUUUGAGAAGGGGCCACUCAGUCCGCGCUUCCGUGGCGAGCAUGCCCUGCGCCGCUAUCCAAGUGGUGAGGAGCGUUGCAUUGCGUGCAAGCUGUGCGAGGCCAUUUGUCCCGCUCAGGCCAUCACCAUUGAGGCCGAAGAGCGCGCCGAUGGCAGCCGGCGUACAACACGCUACGAUAUUGACAUGACCAAGUGCAUCUAUUGUGGAUUCUGUCAGGAGGCUUGUCCCGUCGAUGCGAUUGUUGAAGGACCCAAUUUUGAAUUCUCGACAGAGACACACGAAGAAUUGCUCUACAACAAGGAGAAGCUGUUGUGCAAUGGCGAUAAAUGGGAGUCGGAGAUUGCAUCCAAUCUGCAAGCCGAUCAUCUGUAUCGUUAAUUUUUAUUGUACAUAUUAGAAUUUUUGUUUAGAAUGAUUUUCCAAUUAAAUAAUAUCGUUGCCUGGAUUACGUUACGUGAACACACA
Messenger RNA from Drosophila innubila, 860 nucleotides. RefSeq names its product NADH-quinone oxidoreductase subunit I (gene ND-23). Gene Ontology annotation, molecular function: NADH dehydrogenase activity; 4 iron, 4 sulfur cluster binding. Bases 120 to 773 code for a protein of 217 amino acids. Gene Ontology annotation, biological process: mitochondrial respiratory chain complex I assembly; mitochondrial electron transport, NADH to ubiquinone. The transcript has 3 exons. Gene Ontology annotation, cellular component: membrane. NCBI's taxonomy places the organism in Eukaryota, Metazoa, Arthropoda, Insecta, Diptera, Drosophilidae. The record is from RefSeq and is a predicted model, not a curated record.